Messenger RNA from Limulus polyphemus (Atlantic horseshoe crab), 2294 nucleotides. RefSeq lists its product as uncharacterized. The record is from RefSeq and is a predicted model, not a curated record. The annotation marks the transcript as partial. The transcript has 11 exons. Lineage: Eukaryota; Metazoa; Arthropoda; Merostomata; Xiphosura; Limulidae.
CCGCGGUGACAACAGAGAUGGCCAUUGUGUAGCUUUUACCUUGACAACAAACAAACUUUUUGUGUACCUUCGCAAGCGUCAAUUCUGAAGCAAACAUAUUAUAUUCACACCGACAGAAAUAGUAUAAUAUAAUUAUGUGCGUAUUUUCUUGAGGGAAAGAGAUGAUCGUGAUAUACAUGGUUUUUAUGAAAGAGUGAAUUUGUGGAUUUUAACUACUAUAACCACUACACAUAUAUAUCGUUGUCUGACCUUCGUCGCUGUCUGCUCGUCUGUAAGAUAAGCCUUCUCUUAGUUUCCUGUUUAACCUUAUCAUAUUAUACGUCAUCCAACUAUACCGUUGCUGUUUACCUUGUUAUCUCAAUUGUGUGGGAGUGUCGUAUCGCUGAGGCGUAGUUCGCACUGUUUAUAUGUAAACUAGCAAUUCUAUUUCUAUUGUUUUAUGAAAGGUGUGAGCUGCCAAAUUAAUUGGAAGUAGGAACUGUUAGCAUAUAGUAUAACUAUAAUAGAAUAUCUUGCUGUGAGCGUAAGUUAACGGAAGCCACAAUGUUAAGUGGGAAGAAAAGAUGUUCAAAGCAGAAAGACAAGCAAAGAUAUUUGGAGAGAAAAACUGCUCAACAAAGCACACACAUCAUGGAUCAGUAUUAUGAUACUGAUGUCUAUAAAGAUGGCUCCACUCCACUAAAUAAGACAAAGCGUGCAGUUACUUCACAAGAAAAGACUGAGAAGUCAGACCAACAGCCAACCAAAUUUCCGACUUCUAGUGAGCGUGGAUCAUCUUUUCCUCAAAAACAAUCUCCAUGUUUUUCUACUGGUGCCUUCUUACCUUCUGUAGGCUCUCAAUUAGCCAAGAGAAGAUCAACUCGACACUCAUCUUCCUUACCUGGACAAGCUCAUUCUUUCACAUCUUCUGUGGACAGAAAAUUCCAAAAAGUUGCUAUACCUACACCACCUGUUUCUCUUUCAUCUCAACUAACACCAAACAAACUCACUUCACAGUGUUCUUCGACUGCAUCUAAAGUUGUACUUACCAAAAUCAUGUCUCUGAAUAUGCCAGGUCUAAAAGUUAAUCCAACCAAAUCACAGGCAUCAUCUUCUAACCUAUAUCUGUCUACUGCAAAAAGGAAGAAAAGGAAAUUAUGCCCACAGACAAGCAAUGAUUCCAUCUCAUCUCGUGCAAAUAAAAGAAUUCGUCUCCAACAUCAGCCAUUCCAAUCUCCUCCUCUUGAUUCACAACAUGAUACUGCUAAAUCUUCAGAUGACAAGGUUGUGUUCUUCAAGAAGGGAGAAUUCCUAGCUGUGCGCAAUGAAAACGAUGGAUUUUUUGUUUGUCGUGCAUCUCAGAAUGUGUUCAAGAGCACUAAAAAAUUCAAAAUCCAGUGGCUAAAUAAUGACAACAAUGCUAGUGUUUAUUCUCCAGAUUUCUUUGACUUCACUAAUUUUGAAUGCAUACUGACAAACGUAAGAAUGAAACGCAUAGCAAAAAACAGGUUUUUCCUUCCAAAUGAUGAAAAAAAGCGCACAUUGAACAUUCUGAAAGAAGCUAUAAAUGUAGAACAUUGCAUUGAUACUCCAGAUCCAAGCAAGCUUAAAACGGAUAGAGCAUUGUUACUUUUCUCAGGCUUUAUUUCAACCACUGAAGAGGAAGAUCUAGCUAGUCAGAAAAGUGUAGCAACUCCCAAAACCCACAAACCUAGCAUGCAUAAAGACCAAGGGCGAUCUAAAAAGGACAAAGUGGGGAAAAAAUCAAAAACUAUUAAAUCUGUUAAAACAAGAUCCAGAGAACCAGCUAAAACACAAUUCAGAAGUGCUUCUGGGAAAAAAUCAAAAACUAUUAAAUCUGUUAAAACAAGAUCCAAAGAACCAGCUAAAACACAAUUCAAAAGUGCUUCUGGCAAGGAAGAAGAAAAGAAUGGCCAUAAAAUUUCCUUACCAUUAAAACAAAAGUCCAAAGUUCCAAAAGAACAAUUGAAGCCCAACACAAAGAUUAAUGUUCAGGAAAAGAACCCAAUGUUUGAAUCAGAGGAACCUCUACCCUUUGUGUCUUCUGUAACUUAUAGUAAAUUGCUUAUUCGAGCAGUUCGAUUGAAGGAUCAUUGUCUGCUCCAAACGUUGUUGUCUGACAAGGAACAUAUUUGUUCGUUCAUGUUACAACAGAGCAAAGAUGUUUGUAAAGAUGCAUUGACCUAUGCUGUGAUCCAAGAGGAUCAUCAGGCCAUAAGAAUGAUACUAUCGGCUGAACACAAAAAUCUUAUUCCCUUUCCGGAGAUUUUGUUGUCAAGUGCAGAAACUGGCAG